CCUUUACUCUGAUACCCCUAAAUAAAAUCCAAUACAACCAAUUGGCUUCAGAAGUUAGCUAAUUGAUAGAUUUCUCUGCACAGCAUUCUAAGACUUAGUAAGAUGGGUCAUGGAUAAGGUUUGGAGAAGUUUAAAGCAGUGUUGGGGUAUAAAAUAACAUACCAAACUUGCCGCUUAAAAAUGACAAUCCAGGCAGAAUAUUAAUCUAAGGAGCAGCCAAGAGGCCCAUGGUAAAACUGGAGGAGCUGCAGAGAUCCACUGAUGUGAGAUCAAUAUGGCCUACAUGCAAAUUGCUACAUAGGGAGGACAACUAACACUCAUAUAACUGAGCCCACCAUCCACACAGUGAAACAUGGUAGUGGCAGAAUCAUGCUGUCAGCAGAGCUGGUCAGAAUGGAGCAAAACUGAGUCCUGGAGGCAUACCUCUUAGAAACUGUAAAAAAGAUUUAAGAUUGGGGUGGAGGUCCUUAAUCCAGCAGGAAGACAACCUUUAAACAUACUGCAAGAGGUACAGUUUAAUUGUUUAGAUCAAAGUAUAUUUAUCUCUUAGAGUGGCCCAUUCAAAGCUCCUUUUGCUUUACAAUAACGCCCUACUUUGUGUUGGUCUGUCACAUAAAAUCCUGUCAAAAAAAUUGAAAUUUGUGGUUACAAUGUGACAAAAUGUGAACAAAGCAAUUGAUUACUUUUGCAAAUACCCGUAAGGGGCUGUAAAUACAGUAGUGUUUUAUAGAUUUGACUUGACUGUUGUGUCUGUCUUGUGACUGUGUUGGGAAACCUUUGCUCCUAGGCAGUUAAAGUGGAAAUAAAAGGCACAAGCACAAUGCUGCGCACAGCAUUAUCAGUCUGGGUUAGGGACUUUCAGGCUUUUCCACAUUUUAGAUUAUGCGAGAAGAAACUGAAAGCACUGAAAAUCAGGUAGCUCUUAUUCACAUUUUGUUUAUUUAAAAAAAUGAGGAACACACUAAAUCCAGACCCCAUAAACAGCAGUAAAAUAAUUUUAUGUUGUGUAUGAAGCAAGACAGGACAAUUGUGGGAAUUUCCUCCUGUUGUUUUCUUUCUUUUUGGGGCUUGUCAUUGCACUUCCUCUAUCUACUCAUAAAAACCGUCCUCUUUAUUUCACAACACGGUUCAUUCAUUUCAGUCCGGUGUCUCUCCUGCCUUCUCCAUGCAGCAGGUCAUCAGUGUCUGGGUGCGAGACCCGCGGAUCCAAAAGAAUGACUUCUGGCAUGCCUACAUAGACUAUGAGAUUUGUUUGCAUACCAACAGCGUGUUCUUCACCAAAAAGACCUCGAGAGUGAGGAGAAGGUAUAGUGAGUUUGUGUGGCUCAGACAGAAACUGCAGGCAAAUUCAUUACUAAUGGUACAGCUACCACAGCUUCCACCCAAAAACCCCUUCUUCAGUCUGAACAAUGCUCAGCAGGUUGCAGAUCGGAUGAAAGGACUCCAGAAGUUUUUGGAAAAAAUCCUCCUGAGCAAUCUGGUGCUGUCUGACAGCUGCCUGCAUCUUUUCCUUCAGUCCCAGCUGAGCGUUUCCAAAAUAGAGGCCUGUGUUGCCGGGAAGACCAGUUUCUCAGUAGCCCAGGCUGUCCACAACAGCACCCUGAGGAGAUUUCACUCAGAGGAGGAUCUGCAGAGGGACCUCAGUGUGUCCUGUGACUCUGACUCAGAUAGCUCAGAGUGCAGAGAGCCAAGGCCCAAGAAUAAAGACAUGGUAUUAAAUAAAUCGAAGACAACCACACUUGAUCUGAGGGGGAUCUGCCAAGAGGAGAUCCUUAGUUGCUCGUCUGGUUCUGCAUGAGGACUAAAAACUACUGAACAAAAGCUUGAAUCUGUUUACUUGAUUCAUAUCUCCCUGGAUGUGCAAUGACCUAGAAAACGCUAUCUGUUACCCUGUCCUGCAAAAUGUUUUCACUUUUGAGUGAUUUUGUUUUGCCCAAAUUGGUAAAUCUGUGAUUAAUUUGAUCUUACACUCAAUGUAUGUGCUGUGUAAAUAAUGAGUUGCAAACGUUUUCACAGUGUCUCAUGUUAUAACCUUAGACCUUUGUGUAUUUGAUUGGGAUUUCAUGUCAUAGAACAACCAAAAGUAUCAUGUUAUUGUAAAAUGGAAGAAAAAUAGCUGGUUUUCAACAUUUAAAGAUCUGAAGUGAGUGAAGUCUGUGACUAUAUUCAGCCCCCUUUACUCUGAUACCAUUAAAUAGGUUCCAAGGCAACUAAAUGCUUAAAGCAGGGUUAGCUUAUAAAACAAUGGCUGAAAAAAACAAAACAAAACCAAAAAACGCACUGCACGUCACAAUAAACACACCAUCCCCAUAAUGAAACAUGCUGUCGGGUUACUUCUCUUCAGCAGGAACAGGGAAGUUGGUCAGAUUUGAAUAGGAAGAUGAAUGGAGCUAAAUACAGGGCUAUACAGGAACAAAACCUGUUAGAUGAAACAAAUCUGAGACUGGGGGAGAGGGUCACCUUCCAGCAGGACAAUAACCCUAAACAUACAGCCAGAGCUACAUGGUUUUAGAUCAAAGCAUGUUCAUGUGUUAAAUUGGCCCAGUCAAAGUACCAACCUAAAUACAGUUGAGAAUCUGUUGCAAGACUUCAAAAUCAAUGUUAACAAAGGCUCUCCAUCCAACUUGAAUGAGUUUUAGCUACUUUUAGAAGAAAACGGGUAACAUUUUCAGUUAUUGAAUGUGCAAAGUUGAUAGAGACAUACCCAAAAAAGACCUGCAGCUAUGAUUGCAGCAAAAGGUUGUUUUAUAAAAUGUAAGUAAAUACAUAUGCAUGCCACACUUUCACAUUGGUAUUUGUGAAACAUUUUUAAGAUCAUUUUCCUUAUACUUCCUAAUUAUUAUGUGAAAUGGGAAGCAAUUAUUCUACUUCUUUGUGUCUAUCUGUCACCUAAAAUACAACUAAAAUACUAAACUUUGUUGUUGAAAGAAAAUGUGUAAAAAAGUUCAAGGUGUGUGAAUACUUUUGUAAGAGAAUUAUACCAUCCAUUUUGUUUUGUGGUAGUGAUAUCCUGUAAGCUUGGUGGGAAAUUUGUAACGAUAUUGCCCCUGAAGGUGGCAGUGUUGUCACGGUUUGUACAUUUAUCUUUCUCACAAACAUGGUGUAUUGUUGCUUCAUAAACGGAUACUGACAGAAGCGUCA
Messenger RNA from Girardinichthys multiradiatus, 3141 nucleotides. RefSeq names its product sorting nexin 10b (gene snx10b). The record is from RefSeq and is a predicted model, not a curated record. NCBI's taxonomy places the organism in Eukaryota, Metazoa, Chordata, Actinopteri, Cyprinodontiformes, Goodeidae. Gene Ontology annotation, biological process: intracellular protein transport. Gene Ontology annotation, molecular function: phosphatidylinositol binding.